Scutellospora calospora is the source of this 993-nucleotide messenger RNA. Lineage: Eukaryota; Fungi; Glomeromycota; Glomeromycetes; Diversisporales; Gigasporaceae. The record is from the annotation of a GenBank genome assembly.
AUGUCUUCGUCUUCGUCUUUACCUUCGGCCACAACAAAUUUAACAGAGAUAAAAGCCCUUGAAAUUUUUGACGGAUGGAAGGACCCAUUUACCAAAUAUUUUGAGGUGACGCCCUGUGAAAAUUGGUCCCCUGAACAUUACGUGAACUGGAUCAUUGAGUAUUUAGAACAAAAAAGAGUAAGGAGAAAUUUUUACAGGGCAGUGAGAGCGAUAAAUAACCAUGAAGAUAUUUCUUCAAGAAUUAAAGUGGUUACCAAUGAUCUUUUGGAAAACCAAAAGUCGACUGAAGAAGUAUGGACAAAUCUGCCGAAUACUGAAAAGAAGCGGGGCAGAAGUGAAGAAGAUGAAGUGGGAACCUCCAAGAGAAGGAAAGUGACCGACUCUGAAAGGGACCAGGAGGUGUUGUCCUAUAUUCCUCCUCUAAUUGAAUUUUCUCCCGAUGCUUCCGCAUCAAAGGUGACCACAUCGGCGACCGGGAAGCCGCCAAAGGAGGUUAAACUUUGGGAGGGGUUCUUUGAGGAGGUAGACGGAUAUACCUUCGACCAAGAGAAGAGAGAAUUCGAUGUUCCCGAAUUUUCUUAUCAGCGCCCAUUCCACAAGGAAAAAUCCGUUUGUACAGCCUUCGAAGUGAACGUCAAUACUGUACUAAACGAGGGAGAGUUAAUCCUAGUAAUCGAGAUCAAGAGAAGUCAUAUUCUCGAAGAUCUCGGUGAACGGACUUUUCCUGAGUACUACGCCGACGACGAAAAGGGGAGGGCUGUCGUAAGGCAGAUUUACGGUUAUAUGGCUAGAAAUAAUCUAGCCUACGGGAUGCUCUCCACGUAUGAUCACUUUUGGUUUCUUUAUCGACCUUAUGAAGAACCAGAACAACAUAUUUCUUCUCCUAUUUUCUUACCACAUGACAAUAACAGUACUAUGUGUCAAAACUCCAAUCCUCCUCCAUUUUCACAGCCUCAGUCUGUUCCCAAUCAACAUCCAACUUUCCAUCGCAAC